Messenger RNA from Diaporthe amygdali, 1785 nucleotides. Its product is annotated as 4-coumarateligase 1. NCBI's taxonomy places the organism in Eukaryota, Fungi, Ascomycota, Sordariomycetes, Diaporthales, Diaporthaceae. Gene Ontology annotation, molecular function: CoA-ligase activity. The record is from RefSeq and is a predicted model, not a curated record. Bases 1 to 1785 code for a protein of 594 amino acids. The transcript has 6 exons.
AUGGUUUUCGUACCGCCGAGCUGGGUGCCAAAGCUGGCCUUCGGUAAGUGGGAAAGGACCCUUGAAGCCGGGACUCCCUCUAACGACCUGCCAGACCCUCCAGACAGCAUCCCGAUAGCAGAGUUUAUAACCACGGACAAAUAUGCACGCUACCCGCUCGCCAAAAGCAAGAACCCGUUCACCUGCGGCCUGACAGGAAAGACAUUUGAUUGGAAAACGUUCAUUGAGCGCCAGGACUUUCUGGCCCGAGCAAUCGGGAAGCGGCUUGGGUGGCUGCCGAACGAAGAGACUGAAUGGGACAAAGUGGCUUGUAUAUUCUCGGUUAAUACGAUUGAUUACUUAACAAUAUCAUGGGCAAUACACCGACUCAAUGGAAUCGUCACCCCGGCAAACGCAGCCUACUCGACCCCCGAAUUGACCCAUCAACUCAAGUCCUCCGGCGCGAAGGCCCUUUUUGUCGGUGGACCUCAGCUGCAGAUUGGCCUUGAGGCGGCUAAGGCGGCUGGCAUUCCGAAGGAUAAGAUAUGGCUGAUGGGCAUGGCGGGCUUCGAGAAGGCAGACGGCUUUGUGACGGUGGAGGACCUCAUCGCAGAAGGCGCCAAACUGUCCCCACUCGACGCGCUGCAGUGGACGAAGGGCCAAGGAGAACGGCAGCCGGCAUUCCUGUCUUACUCCAGCGGGACGUCGGGGCUGCCAAAAGCUGUCAUGGUGUCACAUCGAAACGUUAUUGCGAACGCAAUGCAGCACGUGGCCUACGAGUCCGUCUCCAGAAAGAAGCUCGGGAUCUCCACCCAGACGGUUCUUGGGCUUCUGCCGAUGAGCCACAUUUACGCCCUGGUCGUUAUCGCACAUAAUUGCAUCUACAGAGGGGACGAAGUUGUUGUAUUGCCCAAAUUCGAGAUGCCGACGUAUCUAUCGGCCAUUGAGAGAUUCAAGAUCAACCAUCUUUUCUUAGUACCGCCAAUAGUGAUACGCAUGACCAGGGUACCGGAAGAGUGUAAGAAGUACAACCUUGACAGUGUCAGGGUCGUCUUCUCCGGUGCGGCGCCAUUAGGAGAAGAGACAGUUCAAGACAUGAACAAGAUCUGGCCGAAAUGGCGCGUGGCUCAAGGUUACGGUAUGACUGAAACCGCGACUAUUGUGACAUCGAACAGUGAAGACGAUAUUCUGAACAAGUCAUCCGGCUCCCUCCUCCCAGCGACAAGAGCCAAGAUCUUUGGCCUAGACGGCACGGAAGUCAAGGGCUACGACACACCUGGCGAGCUCUGGGUACAGUCUCCGUCAGCGACCAUUGGCUACCUGAACAACCAGAAAGCGACAACUGAGACUUUCGUGUUCGACGAGGAUGGAAGAUGGGUGCGCACCGGUGACGAGGCGGUCGUGACGCUGUCUCCUCUCGGAAACGAGCACAUCGUAAUUGUCGACAGAAUCAAGGAGCUGAUCAAGGUGAAAGGCCACCAAGUCGCCCCAGCCGAACUCGAGGCACAUCUUCUCUCCCAUCCAGCCGUAGCCGACUGCGCUGUGAUCCAAGUACCGGACGACUCCGCCGGCGAGGUUCCUAAGGCAUUUGUGGUCAAGGCACCUGCCUUUGCAGACAAGCCUGAAGAUGAGGUCGUGAAGGCUAUUCUGAAGCAUGUGGAGGAGCACAAGGCAUCGUACAAGUGGAUUAAGGGCGGGAUCGAAUUUCUUGACGUGGUUCCCAAGAGCCCAAGCGGUAAGAUCCUACGCAGAUUGCUGAGGGACCAGGAGAAAGCUUCGAGGACCAAGAAAGGUCCAAAGCUGUAG